Brassica napus (rape) is the source of this 1667-nucleotide messenger RNA. Its product is annotated as pentatricopeptide repeat-containing protein At3g60960, mitochondrial-like. NCBI's taxonomy places the organism in Eukaryota, Viridiplantae, Streptophyta, Magnoliopsida, Brassicales, Brassicaceae. The record is from RefSeq and is a predicted model, not a curated record. The transcript has a single exon. The coding region runs from base 268 to 1575 and encodes 435 amino acids. Gene Ontology annotation, molecular function: protein binding. Gene Ontology annotation, cellular component: chloroplast.
GAACUAUCGAUCCUUGAGUUUGCAUCUAUUCCAAGGUAAUAUAAUAUUUCCCCAUAACAUCAAAUUAUUGAAAUAGGAAAUGGUUAUAAAUCAAAUCUUUCUAUAAGAGAUAAGGACAUAUCUUUGAGCUAAAUAUAAUAUAAUUAUCGAUAUACAUAAUACAUAAACCCUAGGACUCUAAUCAUAUCGUUGUAUAAGUAGCGCAGUACAAACACACACAGUUCAUCAGAACGAAUACAAAUCUUUGAAAACGAUACCUCUGGAGCGAUGUCCCUAACCCGCCGCAUUAACCUUGUGGUUGGCCUCUCAAAGUCUCUACAAUUCUCAAAUCGUCGUCACAUGUCCACCGGCGUGGCCUCAGCUACCGUGGCACGCUACCCGCUUGGAAAAGACCUCUCCUGGCUUCCCAGGAACCCGACGUCCGAGGAUGUAAACCGGGCGGCGGAUCUCGUAAAGGGGCGUCCGGUUUCUCUGCUAUACAGAGUCUUGACGAUGAUUGAGCUUUCAGAUGUCGACGGAGCCGUUGAGUUGGCUCGUCUCUGUGUCUUGAAAGACGAUAGUCGUCGCCACGACACCAUCCUCAUAUGCAACGCCGUCAUCGGGGCCAUGUGCCAAGCGAAACGUUUCGAACAAGGCAUCGGUCUGUUCCAUUACUUCUUCAACGAGAAUAACAUCGUCCCUAACAUCGCCUCGUUCAACUACGUGAUCAAAGCCUUUUGUGAGCUAGGCCGUGUCGACGACGCCCUUCAACUCUACCGUCACGCUGCUCGGUUCGGUCCCGACAAAGAGACAUUCAGUCUUUUGACUCAAGCCUUGGUCCACGCCUAUGGCUACGAGGAAGCUGGAAUAUUCGUGGGAUUAAGUAGAUGCUUAACUACGGCGGAUGAUUGGACGCCCAUGCUCAUUGAGAUUCGUGGGCGCUUGGAUCAGAUGAAUGCUGAAGAUGCUGAUGAUUACUUUCACACGAAUAGGCUGAAGUUCGAUGAUGAUGAUGAUGAUGGAGUUUUCAAAUCGAUUGCUACGAUAUUUGUGGAAUAUUGGCUCAAACAUGGCAAUGAAGAGAAAGCAAUGGAGUGCUAUAGCACUAUCCGUACUUGGGAAAGCUUGCCUGCCACCACCGGGAACACCCUUUUAAGGAUUUUGCUAGAAAAUUGCAAGAGAACUGAGGCUGGGGCCUUGAUCGAAGUAAAUGCUAAGGACUUGUACCACAACAUGUUGAAAAAACACAAACGUUUUGAUUCAGAGACCAUUAACAUAAUGGUGGACUACUGGUUCGAUAUUGGCGAGGUUAACAAGGCCAUGGAGACAUUCAACGAGUCACAACAGGGAAGAAAGAGGAUGGUUCGGUGUUAUUGUAACGUGGUCGCUAGGCUUUGCGAGCGUGGGAUGAUGUCGGAGGCUGAAGGUUUGUUUGAGGACAUGUGUUCAGACAAAGACUUGUCUCCUCCUGAUGUGUCUACAUUCAGAUCCAUGGUCAAUGGAUAUGUUCGCGCUGGAAGAGUUGAUGACGCCAUCAAAACCUCGAACAAAUUAGCAAUUUUGAAACUGCGCAAGGUUUCUAUUUAUGAGGACUGAUGUUAAUUUACUUCCCUAAUUAAGAGUUACUACUUGUCGCUGUAUCGUUUUGCUUUUUACCUUGCUGUAGUUUGCGUUGACUAUUGCUCUCA